Messenger RNA from Equus quagga, 1988 nucleotides. It is a transcript of the gene CHRNA3, whose product is annotated as cholinergic receptor nicotinic alpha 3 subunit. Gene Ontology annotation, cellular component: postsynaptic membrane; synapse; neuron projection. Gene Ontology annotation, molecular function: acetylcholine-gated monoatomic cation-selective channel activity; transmembrane signaling receptor activity. Lineage: Eukaryota; Metazoa; Chordata; Mammalia; Perissodactyla; Equidae. Bases 128 to 1648 code for a protein of 506 amino acids. The record is from RefSeq and is a predicted model, not a curated record. The transcript is spliced from 6 exons. Gene Ontology annotation, biological process: chemical synaptic transmission; regulation of membrane potential; monoatomic ion transmembrane transport.
GGGCGGGGCGGGUCUGCAUCCGCGCGGCCGCGGCUGCUCCCGACCGCCAGGCUCCGCUCGGCCUGUCGAGGCUUCACGCCGCCCGCCCCGUUCGCACCGGCUCUCCGGCCAGCCGGGCCGACCGGCCAUGGGCGCCCACCCGCGCGGAGCCCGCGCCCCGGGGCUCUGGCCCCUCCCGGCGCCGCCACUACUGCUUUUGCUGCUGCUGCCAGUGACCAGUGCCUCCGAGGCUGAGCACCGGCUGUUUGAGCGACUGUUCGAAGAUUACAAUGAGAUCAUCCGGCCUGUGGCUAACGUGUCUGACCCAGUCAUCAUCCAGUUUGAAGUGUCCAUGUCUCAGCUAGUGAAGGUGGAUGAAGUAAACCAGAUCAUGGAGACCAACCUGUGGCUCAAGCAAAUCUGGAAUGACUACAAGCUGAAGUGGAACCCCUCCGACUAUGAUGGGGCAGAGUUCAUGCGUGUACCUGCACAAAAGAUCUGGAAGCCAGACAUCGUGCUGUAUAACAAUGCUGUUGGGGAUUUCCAGGUGGAUGACAAGACUAAAGCUUUACUCAAGUACACAGGGGAAGUGACCUGGAUACCUCCGGCCAUCUUUAAGAGCUCGUGCAAGAUCGAUGUGACCUACUUUCCAUUUGAUUACCAGAACUGCACCAUGAAGUUCGGUUCCUGGUCCUACGACAAGGCGAAAAUUGACCUGGUCCUGAUCGGCUCCUCCAUGAACCUCAAGGACUACUGGGAGAGUGGUGAGUGGGCCAUCAUCAAAGCCCCAGGCUACAAACACGACAUCAAGUACAACUGCUGCGAGGAGAUCUACCCGGACAUCACAUAUUCACUGUACAUCCGGCGCCUGCCCUUGUUCUAUACCAUCAACCUCAUCAUCCCCUGCCUGCUUAUCUCCUUCCUGACCGUGCUUGUCUUCUACUUGCCCUCUGACUGUGGUGAGAAGGUGACCCUCUGCAUCUCGGUCCUCCUCUCCUUGACUGUGUUUCUCCUGGUGAUCACUGAGACAAUCCCAUCCACCUCGCUGGUAAUUCCCCUGAUUGGCGAGUACCUCCUGUUCACCAUGAUUUUUGUAACCUUGUCCAUCGUCAUCACUGUCUUUGUACUCAACGUGCACUACAGAACCCCGACCACACACACAAUGCCCAUGUGGGUGAAGACCAUAUUCUUGAACUUUCUUCCCAGGGUCAUGUUCAUGACCAGGCCAGCAAGCAAUGAGGGCAACACUCAGAAGCCAAGACCCUUCUAUAGUGCUGAGCUUUCAAAUCUUAAUUGCUUCAGCCGCCCAGAGUACAAAGGGUGCAAGGAAGGUUAUCCCUGCCAGAAUGGGAUGUGUGACUACUGUCACCACCACAGGAUAAAAAUCUCAAAUUUCAGUGCCAACCUCACAAGAAGCUCCAGUUCUGAAUCUCUCAAUGCCAUGCUGCCCCUCUCUGCUUUGUCACCAGAAAUCAAAGAAGCUAUCCAAAGUGUCAAGUAUAUUGCUGAAAAUAUGAAAGCACAAAAUGAAGCCAAAGAGAUUCAAGACGAUUGGAAGUAUGUUGCCAUGGUGAUUGAUCGUAUUUUUCUGUGGGUUUUUAUCCUGGUCUGCAUAUUGGGGACAGCAGGAUUGUUUCUGCAACCCUUGAUGGCAAAGGAUGAUGCAUAAGCCCUGAACUGUGUGUCUGCCUGAGGCUUACUUGUGCAUGUGCAUGGGGAGGGGCUCUUUUUAUUUUAUUUUUUAUUGUGGGAAAAUACACUUACCAUAAAAUUUACUAUCUUAACCAUUUUUAAGUGCACAGUUCAGUGGUAUUAAAUACAUUCACGUUGUUGUGCAACCAUUACCACCAUCCAUCCCCAUAACUCUUUUCAUCUUGUAAAACUGAAACUCUAUACUCAUUAAACAAUAAUUCCCAUUCUUCCCACCCCCUAGCCCCUGGCAACCACCAUUAUACUGUCUCCAUGAUAUUGAUGACUCUAAGUACCUCAUAUAAAUGGAAUCAUACAUC